AUGUCGUAUCCGACUCUUCCAACAAAUCUCCCUCCGGCGACACCACAGAAACCCCUUCCUGGAGCUUACUUUCAGACUCCGGCGCCCACUGGACCGAGACCUCUUCCGACCAGGUCGCCGAUGCCGACAAUGCAGUCGCAGACGCAAAUCCCCCAGACCCCCAUGCCGAAGCUUCCCCCAGCAGCAUCAAAGACUCAAAAUCAGACAGUGAGCACCGAGGAGCGCGGAGCGCGCACGAUUAACAGUGCUUUACUGAGCGAAUCGAAUUAUCCAGACCUGGACAGUUACUUGUCACAGGGCUCUUCUUCAGAGUACAACAUCCCUGGGGCCCAAUCAUGGGCACCUUUCCAAAAAGUCAAGAUGUACGACAUCCCCGACCAGAUUUUCGACCAAUACAAUCGCGCACAAGUCUCGACAAGCAUGGGCUUGUUUGCCGAGUUGAACCACGCGUGGGUGGCCAUUGACAACGCAUUGUACAUUUGGGAUUUCACCCACCCAAACCCGCAGCUCGUGGGCUUUGAAGACCAGCCUAACAGUAUCAACGCGGUGAAAUUGACGAGGCCACGCCCGGGAGUCUUUUUACCCGCAAUCACCCACUUGCUAGUGAUCUCCACGACGGCAGACAUCAUACUCCUGGGAAUGGGAUAUGAAAAGACACCCAGCGGGGGCCAGCAAGUCUCUCUGUACCACACUGGAAUGUCGGUCUCGGUGCGCGGCUUGGACAUAAAUGUUUUCGCGGCCUCUGAUUCCACUGGGCGCAUUUUCUUCGGUGGAUCGUCUGAUACCGAUGUGCACGAGGUUACCUACCAACAGGAGGAAAGGUGGUUCCAGGGACGGUGUGGCAGGGUGAACCAUACCAGUUCGCGCCUGUUGGCUUUCAGGCCAUCAAUGAGCCUGACCAACCUCGCACAGAGCUCGGUUGAGAGUAUAGUCCAGAUGGCACUCGACGAAAGCCGAAACUUGCUUUACACUCUUUCAUCGGCGUCUACGAUUCGUGUCUUCCAUCUUGGACCCGAAGGCAGCUUGACACUCGCCAUCACUAAACGCGCCAUCGAUAUUUACUCCAACAUUGGACACAUCAUCACCUCGAAUGAGACUCUCAAUCCCAGAGUCAAAAUUGUAUCGAUAAGUCCCGUGCCUGCUACAGAAGCUUCGAGGUACCAUCUGGUCGCGACGACUGCUACCGGUUACCGCAUCUAUCUGAGCGCCACUGGUUCAUACCAUUGGGGCCCUGCGUCUAACGGCACCAACCCCCCUACAAGUAUGCAGGCAUUGCAUGUGAAGACGCCGCCUGUCUAUAUUACUCCUGGUGGGAAUGCGUCAGGCUCUCCUAUCGGCGCAAUCGCGCCCUCUGCUGGUCAGAUCACCACAUUAGCACCCACGCGACUCGCCGAGCGAUAUUCCCCGGGUUAUUUCUUCUGUUUUACCACAAAGGAUCCCCUCCAGAAGAUGGACACCCUUUUCAUCUCGACCCCUGACUCUGGUCGGGUGGCACAUGUGCAGGAUAAUGCGACCAAUGGCAACAAAGACGCCGAGUCGGCAAUCGUCCUGGACCUGGGAGGUAAAGCGGAAGACAUUGGUUUGGUAUCGCCACCUUCGUCAGUGACCAAUGAGCUGGCUGUUCAAUUCGAUCAUCCAACAGCAGAGAUUGCCAUCUUGACGAACGGCGGUGUUCAUCUGAUCCGCCGGCGCCGUCUGGUGGACAUAUUUGCGGCUUUGCUCCGCAACGGUGGAAGCCGUGAUGAAGGCCCGGAAGGCGAAGGAAGAAACUUCAUCAAGCUUUAUGGACGCAGCGAGGCGCUAGCGACUGCACUCGCAGUUGCCUGCGGCCAGGGAGUGGAAUUGUCCCCUGAUCAAAGAAUGACUCGAAUCACCGACCCCGAUGUUCUGAACUUGGCACGCCAGUUCUUCAUUGAGCAAGGAGGUCGGGCCCACCUGAAUGAGAAUGCUGUGGCGGAUGGAACGACAUCUGCCCUUGAUGCAGUGCAGCCCUCUCCGCGACACGCGGGCAUUGCUCUUUAUAUCUCCCGUCUGUUGCGGUCUAUCUGGAAGGAGAGAAUCGCAAAGGUGGGCAGUGGAGCUAAUGGCGCUCAAACAGUUUCAGCGUCCGUGAGCUCCGUCAAACUGCAGACCAUCCAGCACGACCUCUCCUCGUUGCAAGAGUUUUUCAAGGUGAACAGGAACUUUAUCGAGGGGCUCAGCGGACCCGAUGCACUUAAUCGGAUGAAUACAAAGACCGAAGAAACAGCACUGCAAGCCGAGCACCGAGCUCUACAUUCACUUGUUCAAUUGGUCUCUCACACAAUUGAGGGCAUUUCAUUCAUUCUUGUGCUAUUCGAUGAGAGAGUCGAUGAGAUUGUGGCUACCUUGCCAAUCGAAUCCCAGGAUAAGUUCCUCAGCCUCACAUUCGAGGAGUUGUUUAGCUCUAGCAAGGGUCACGAUAUCGCCAAGGAGUUGGUUAAGGGGAUUGUCAACCGAAACAUUGCCAAGGGGUCCAACGUCGAGACGGUGGCUGACGCACUUCGAAGAAGAUGCGGCAGCUUCUGUAGCACGGAAGAUGUUGUUAUCUUCAAGGCACAGGAGAUGCUCAAGCGUGCGACUGAGGCCGGUGCCAACACAGAGCUUGGCCGCAACCUGCUCAAUGAAAGUCUGCACCUGUUCCAGCAGGUGGCAGACUGCCUACCUAUGGACUACCUGGUCUCAGCUGUGGAUAAUUUUAUUGUCAACCAGUUCUUCGCAGGUGCGAUCCAGCUCGCGCUCAAUGUGGCCGCCCGCUCCGACAAAGCCAACCUUGCCUACUCCUGGAUCAUGGAUGGACGCCCCGAUCAGGUUCGCACUCCCUUCCCCAAUGGAUACCGUCACCCUCUCACCUUUACCCAGGACCCCCGCAAGGAGUACUUUUUGUUCCGCAAGCAGUGCUAUGAUUUAAUUUUCAAGGUCGUCCUUUCAGUGGAUACCCUGGCAGCAUCCGAUCCUGGCGUGAUCGACGGCCAACCAACCAUCGUGGCCAAACGCCAGGGUGAGGCUUAUGGCGUCAUUUCGGACUCGGCGGAUGAAGUAUUCCUCACCAGUCUUUAUGACUGGUACCUCGAGCAAGGCUGGAACGACCGGCUGUUGCAGACACAGUCGCCCUUUGUGGUCACUUACCUUCAGCGCAAGUCGAAUGAUGAUCUGGGCCACGCGGAUCUGCUCUGGCGAUACUACGCUCAGUCUCAACGAUUCUUCGAGACUGCACAAGUCCAGUUCCACCUCGCCCAAAGCGCUUUCAUCUUGCCAUUGAACCGCCGCAUUGAGUAUCUUGGCCAAGCCCGUGCCAAUGCUUCCAUCUUCACACCGGACGUGGGACGCCAGUCAAGGCAGCGACUGCUGCAAGAGAUUUCGAAUAUGAUCGAUGUGGCCAAUAUCCAAGAUGACCUCUUGCAAAGACUCAAGGAUGAUGAGCGUAUCGCUGACGAGCGCAAGGGCGAGGUCCUAGCGGAUGUAGAUGGUCCGAUUAAGGAUAUCAGCACACUCUUCAACCAGUUUGCCGACUCAGCCGGCUACCAUGACAUCUGUCUCCAAAUCUUCUACCAGGCCGACCACCGCAAUGCUGCAGACGUCAAGUCCACCUGGCAACACAUGAUCGACAGCACACAUCAAGCCACCGUUGCGCGGGGCUCACCGCAACCUUACGAAGCGGUGAUCGACAAAGUGCGCGGUCUCGGAAGCCGCCUGCGUUUGUCCGAGACGAUAUUCCCCAUCCGCGAGCUUGUCCCCAUGCUCGAGCGUUAUUCUCUGGAGUUCCAGCGGAACGUCGGCCCGCCUACCUGGGUGGUGGAUCUGUUCUUGGAUCUCGGCGUUCCGCACGAAUCCCUGUACGCAGUCCUUGAGACCAUGUACUACACCGAUGAAGCCCCCUUCCACGGGUCCAACCGCCGGUAUAUUGCACAGGAUCUGCUGUACCUCCUGACUGGCUGGUUCCAGGAGACCGUGCGACUAGGCGGGAUGGUGUUCGGGUCGGAUAUUGUUGCCGAGCGGGUCUCAGAGAUGCUCCUGAUUCUGACGCAGAACAAUGUCAUUGGCAAGGAGCAGUUGGAGGCCGCUCAUGAGUUGCGGUCACGGAUCGAUGAUAUUUUGCAGUGA
Molecule: messenger RNA, 4122 nt
Organism: Penicillium salamii
Lineage: Eukaryota; Fungi; Ascomycota; Eurotiomycetes; Eurotiales; Aspergillaceae
Source: the annotation of a GenBank genome assembly